This is a messenger RNA of Nicotiana tabacum (common tobacco), 504 nucleotides long. Its product is annotated as calmodulin-2-like. Lineage: Eukaryota; Viridiplantae; Streptophyta; Magnoliopsida; Solanales; Solanaceae. Gene Ontology annotation, cellular component: myosin II complex. The record is from RefSeq and is a predicted model, not a curated record. Gene Ontology annotation, molecular function: calcium ion binding.
CACACACACAAAAGCUGUUCCUCCAGCUCUGUGUCCAAAAAUCCAAGAAAUAAUAUCAUGGCAGAUAUAUUAAAAGCAGAUCAACUUAUUGAAUGUGAUGAAGAAGCAGUAUUUGACAAAGAUGGAGAUGGCUGCAUUACAAUUGAAGAACUGGCGACUGUGAUUAGAUCAUUGGAUCAAAAUCCAACAGAGGAAGAACUGUAUCAUAUGAUUAGUGAAGUUGAUGCUGAUGAGAAUGGAAUCAUUGAAUUUACUGAAUUUUUGAACCUCAUCACCAAGAAAAUGAAGGAGACUGAUGCAGAGGAGGAACUUAAAGAAGCUUUUAAGGUUUUUGAUAAAGACCAAAAUGGUUACAUUUCGGCUAACGAUCUGAGGCACGUGAUGAUUAACCUAGGGGAAAAACUAACAGAUGAAGAGGCAGAGCAGAUGAUUAGAGAAGCAGAUUUGGAUGGAGAUGGUCAAGUCAACUUUGAUGAUUUUGUUAAAAUGAUGACCGUUGGAUAG